This is a messenger RNA of Menidia menidia (Atlantic silverside), 453 nucleotides long. The record is from the annotation of a GenBank genome assembly. Lineage: Eukaryota; Metazoa; Chordata; Actinopteri; Atheriniformes; Atherinopsidae.
AUGAUCUCGGGGUCUCUUUACGCGUCUUUAGCGGGGUUUCUCGGGGCUGCAGCCUCUUUGUCUGCAAAGUUAUCACUUGGCGCAGACUACGUAAUAGAAAUGUGUGAAACAGGGUUGAGAGAAUGGACUGACUUCCACGACAGCCCUGCAGUCUGUGAAUGGGUCCAUUAUCCCCUGAGACUACUGUGCGUGGGCCUGCUGUUCAUGUGUAACGUCAUUAUGUGGACCUUCUUCUCCAAAGCUCUCCAGAAGUGUUCCUCUUCAGCGACAGCAACUGUCACAACCACUGCUUCCAAUUUCAUCUUUUCUGGCAUCUUUGGGAAACUCAUCUUUGCAGAAACCCAUGCGGCUUUAUGGUGGGCAGGCAUCUGUCUGACUCUCUCUGGACUGCUUUUGCUUCAUGGGACAACACAUCCAACACUCUCACAGGAGGAACACAAAAAGAACAAUUAA